This is a messenger RNA of Adineta steineri, 2019 nucleotides long. The record is from the annotation of a GenBank genome assembly. Lineage: Eukaryota; Metazoa; Rotifera; Eurotatoria; Adinetida; Adinetidae.
AAAAUGGAUCGUGCUUUACUUGAAUUACAACUUCAACAAGAAGAUCUCUUUCAAACAUUUCAACGUAUUGUUGAAAACGUUAAUGUCAUCAUUGCUACAUAUGGUGAUGAUAGUGGUCCAAUGGGUGAAUUACAAGUUGAUCCAACAAAAGGUACCGUUGGUUUCGGUGCUGGUCUUCAUGGCUGGGCUUUUACCUUAAAGGAAUUUGCUGAAAUGUAUUCAUCAAAAUUCAAAAUUGAAGUUGAUAAACUUAUGAAACGAUUAUGGGGUGACAACUUCUUUUCACCAACAGAAAAGAAAUGGUCAAAAUCCGGUGGUGAUGGUUAUAAUCGUGGUUUCUGUCAAUUUGUUCUUGAUCCAAUCUUUAAAGUUUUUCGAGCUAUUAUGGAUUGUAAAAAAGAUGAAUAUUUAGCAUUACUUGACAAAUUAAACAUUAAAUUACAAGGUGAUGAUCGUGAAAAAUUAGAAGAAGGUGGAAAACCAUUAAUGAAAGUUGUUAUGAAACAAUGGUUACCAGCUGGUGAUGUCCUUCUUACUAUGAUUGCUAUUCAUUUACCAUCACCCGUUGUUGCACAAAAAUAUCGUGCUGAACUUCUCUAUGAAGGUCCACAAGAUGAUGAAGCAUUUUUAGGUAUUAAAUCAUGUGAUUCAAAUGCACCAUUAAUGAUGUACAUCUCAAAAAUGGUACCAACAUCAGAUAAAGGUCGUUUCUAUGCUUUUGGUCGUGUCUUUUCCGGUACUGUUGCAACUGGUCAAAAAGCACGUAUCAUGGGUCCCAACUAUGUACCAGGCAAAAAAGAAGAUCUCUACGUUAAAAGCAUUCAACGAACAAUUCUUAUGAUGGGUCGUUAUACUGAACCAAUUGAAGAUGUACCAUGCGGUAACAUCUGUGGUCUUGUCGGUGUUGAUCAAUAUUUAAUCAAAACCGGUACAAUUACAACAUUUGAAAACGCACACAAUCUUCGUGUCAUGAAAUUCAGUGUAACUGAUUUACCAAAAUUAGUCGAAGGUUUAAAACGUUUAGCUAAAUCAGAUCCUAUGGUUCAAUGUAUCAUUGAAGAAUCUGGUGAACAUAUUGUUGCUGGUGCCGGUGAAUUACAUUUGGAAAUCUGUUUGAAAGAUCUUGAAGAAGAUCAUGCUUGUAUCCCAAUCAAGGUUUCCGAUCCAGUCGUAUCCUAUCGUGAAACUGUAUCUGAAGAAUCCGAUAUUAUGUGCUUAUCCAAAUCACCAAACAAACAUAAUCGUAUUUUCUUGAAAGCUCGACCAAUGCCAGAUGGUUUAGCCGAAGAUAUUGAUAAAGGUGAAGUAACACCACGUCAAGAAUUUAAAGCACGUGCUCGUUAUUUGAAUGAAAAAUAUGAUUAUGAUGUAAAUGAAGCACGUAAAAUUUGGUGUUUUGGACCUGAAGGAACUGGACCAAAUCUUCUUAUGGAUUGUACUAAAGGUGUUCAAUAUUUGAAUGAAAUUAAAGACAGUUGUAUUGCUGGUUUUCAAUGGGCUACCAAAGAAGGUGUCCUUGCUGAAGAAAACGUUCGUGGUGUUCGUUUUGAUAUUCAUGAUGUUACAUUACACGCUGAUGCUAUCCAUCGUGGUGGUGGUCAAAUCAUUCCAACAGCUCGUCGUGUUCUUUAUGCUGGUAUGCUUACAGCUAAACCACGUCUCUAUGAACCAGUCUAUCUCUGUGAAGUUCAAUGCCCUGAAGUCGCCGUUGGUGGUAUUUAUGGUGUAUUGAAUCGUCGUCGUGGUCACGUAUUUGAAGAACAUCAAGUAACUGGAACACCUAUGUUUAUUGUUAAAGCUUAUUUACCUGUCAAUGAAUCAUUCGGUUUCACUGCCGAUCUUCGUUCAAAUACAGGUGGUCAAGCUUUUCCACAAUGUGUCUUUGAUCAUUGGCAAGUUAUGAAUCAAGAUCCAUUUGAUGAUUCAUCUAAGAUUCGACAAAUUAUUAAUGAUAUUCGUAAACGUAAAGGAUUGAAAGAAGGUAUUCCAUCACUUGAUGAUUAUUAUGACAAAUUAUAA